UAAGGAGCCGCGCAGGCGCGCUGAGGCUCCGCAAAAUGGCCGCCUCCCUCUCUGGGAUGUUCUCGCACCCGCCGCAAAACCCGAAUCCGCCGCCCCCUCCCGGGGCCGGGCCCGCACCCGGGGCCUCUGCGCCCACCGCCGUGCCGGCGCGGCCUCCCUCUACCCUGGUGGACGAACUCGAGGCUUCCUUUGAGGCAUGCUUUGCAUCACUGGUCAGUCAAGACUAUGUGAAUGGCACAGAUCAAGAAGAAAUUAGAACAGGUGUAGAGCAAUGCAUCCAAAAGUUUUUGGAUGUCGCCAGGCAAACAGAAUGCUUUUUUCUUCAGAAGAGGCUGCAGCUUGCUGUACAAAAACCUGAACAAGUCAUAAAAGAGGAUGUUUCAGAAUUGAAAAAUGAACUACAGAGAAAAGAAGCCUUGAUCCAAAAACACCUGAGCAAGCUGAGACACUGGCAACAAGUCCUGGAAGAUAUUAAUGUGCAGCCCAAAAAAACAGCAGAUCUCGCUCAAGGACCUUUAGCCUAUCUUGAACAAGCAUCUGCAAAUAUCCCGGCUCCACUAAAGCAAACAUGAAAUUUGUAAAUAUCAGCAAGGCAUCUGGAAGUUUCAUAUAAACUGUUUUCCUAAGUCCCUCUUUUCCCCUGCAGCCAAUUUCUCUCAAUAUCAGUUCCAAGUAAUCCUUUGAAUGAAGGUGGCUACAGUGUAUAAAUAUGCAGUGCCUAAAUCACAUUGAAAUUUUCUUCAUUUUGACUUCAAGGUAUAAAUGUUUGUUGUAUGCAAUAAUUGUAUGGAAAAAAAGUUGUAAUUAUAUUGUGAACACACUUGUUACAAUAAAAAUGUAUAAUAAUA
Messenger RNA from Pristis pectinata (smalltooth sawfish), 848 nucleotides. RefSeq names its product mediator complex subunit 28 (gene med28). Lineage: Eukaryota; Metazoa; Chordata; Chondrichthyes; Rhinopristiformes; Pristidae. Gene Ontology annotation, cellular component: mediator complex. Bases 36 to 572 code for a protein of 178 amino acids. The transcript has 4 exons. The record is from RefSeq and is a predicted model, not a curated record.